Molecule: messenger RNA, 649 nt
Organism: Nematolebias whitei (Rio pearlfish)
Lineage: Eukaryota; Metazoa; Chordata; Actinopteri; Cyprinodontiformes; Rivulidae
Gene: rps20
Product: ribosomal protein S20
Exons: 5
Coding region: 1-600 (199 amino acids)
Biological process (GO): translation
Cellular component (GO): ribosome; cytosolic small ribosomal subunit
Molecular function (GO): RNA binding; structural constituent of ribosome
Source: RefSeq, a predicted model, not a curated record
AUGAAAUACGCAUGCGCAAUCGUUCCACUCCACGUAAAGCCUGGUGGCCGAAGUAGAAACUACACCACCUACCACCACAGAAGAAGAAGAAGCAGAGCCCCGGAUGUAGAGUACAUAUCUCGGAAACAGGCCUCGACUCGUCCUUUUUCACGAAGAGCUAACCACGUUCGUGGAGUUCCUUCCUGGCUCACCGCUGUUCGCUUGAGUUUCUCCCGAAUAAGUCGGUCAGGAGUUUUCAAAAUGGCUUUCAAAGACACCGGUAAGGCACCCGUUGAGUCCGAGGUCGCCAUUCAUCGCAUCCGCAUCACCCUCACCAGCCGUAACGUCAAAUCUCUGGAGAAAGUCUGUGCAGACCUGAUCCGCGGCGCUAAGGAGAAGAGCCUGAAGGUGAAGGGACCCGUCCGCAUGCCGACCAAGACUCUGCGCAUCACCACCAGGAAGACUCCCUGCGGUGAAGGGUCCAAGACCUGGGAUCGCUUCCAGAUGAGGAUCCACAAGCGCCUCAUCGAUCUCCACAGCCCGUCUGAGAUCGUCAAGCAGAUCACCUCCAUCAGCAUCGAGCCGGGCGUGGAGGUCGAAGUCACCAUCGCAGACGCAUAAAUGAGCCGCAGAGCAGGUUUUCAAUAAAGAACUGAGAAAGGAAACUAAA